AUGGCGCCCGAUACUACCAGUACCACCACGAUGCAGUGCAUCACCGCACCCAGAUACACCUCGCCCGCGGCCUACGAACUCACCACCCUUCCCCGCCCUGAAGUCACGGACGCCAACGACGUCCUCAUCCAGGUCCACGCGGCAAGCGUCAACCCCAUCGACGUGAAGAAAGCCUCGGGCGCGCUCAAAGCCGCCUUCAAGGACCAGUUCCCCUACAAGAUCGGCUACGACUGCGCCGGCGUCGUGCAACGGGUGGGCGGCGGCGUGACGUCCUUCCAGGAGGGCGACGAGGUCUUCGUGCGACUGCCGGAACCGAGCCGAGGCUCCUUGGCCGAGUACGUCAAAUGUCCCGACCGCUUCCUGGCGCUGAAGCCACCCGCCCUCUCCUUCGGCGACGCCGCCUCACUUCCCCUCGCGGCCAUGAUCUCGCUGCAGGCGUUGCGGAAGUACCGCGGCUCGCUCGAGGGCAAGACGGUGUUCAUCCCCGCGGCGCUGAGCGGCACGGGCGCGUACGCGUGCCAACUGGCCAAGAACGUGUUCAGCGCGGGGAAAGUCAUCACGUCCGUCUCGACGGCCAAGGUCGCCCGCGUGCCCGAGCUGUUGGGCGAGGGGGUCGUUGACCAGAUCAUCGACUACACCACCACCUCCGUUCACACCAGUAUCCCCCCGCAAUCCAUCGACUUCCUCCUCGACACGACCGGCCAAGCCAUGUCCUUCCUCUCCCUCAUGGUGCCCCACACCUCGCGCAUCGUCUCCAUCUCCACGUCCCCCUCGGGCGCCCAACUGCAGGAAUGCCAAAUGAUGAAGCGCCCCCACGGCCUCCCGCCCGUGCAGGUCCCCUCGUGGGUGCGCAUGACGCUCAAUGUCACCGACGGCGUGAGGCAGCUAAGAGCCAAACGCUGGGGGGUGGAAUACGGCUACCUGUUCCUGGAGCCGAAUGGCGAGGAUUUGAGGACGUUGAGUGGCUAUGUGGCGGAGGGGAAGUUGAGGCCCGUGGUGGGGAGGAGGGUGGACUUGAGGGAUUUGGAGGGCGUGAGGGAGGCGUGUAGCACCGUGUAUGGUGGGAAGGGAGGGGUGGGGAAGGUGGUUGUCAAUGUGAGGUGA
Messenger RNA from Cyphellophora europaea CBS 101466, 1104 nucleotides. RefSeq lists its product as uncharacterized. The coding region runs from base 1 to 1104 and encodes 367 amino acids. The transcript is spliced from 2 exons. Gene Ontology annotation, molecular function: oxidoreductase activity. Gene Ontology annotation, cellular component: mitochondrion. NCBI's taxonomy places the organism in Eukaryota, Fungi, Ascomycota, Eurotiomycetes, Chaetothyriales, Cyphellophoraceae. The record is from RefSeq and is a predicted model, not a curated record.